Penaeus vannamei (Pacific white shrimp) is the source of this 840-nucleotide messenger RNA. Lineage: Eukaryota; Metazoa; Arthropoda; Malacostraca; Decapoda; Penaeidae. The record is from RefSeq and is a predicted model, not a curated record.
GUUUGAACCGCAGGAGGAGAGAGUGUGGUUUUUCGCUUUCCGAGACACACGCCCAUGUGACUCGUGGGUGUAAAAUGUUUUGUUAUUUCAUAUAUGGAAGCUCGGUCAGAUUUUAUUCCAACGGCUUCAAUUCGGACACUUUUUUAGUAUUGACAGCAUUUAUCAAAGCUUAGUAAAAAUUUUAUUAAUGUAAAGAAGCGAAAUUUCUCUGUUAAUAUUUCCCCUACAAGGGAACCAAAAACAUUCAAUCGACACAGCCUUUGCAAGAAAGAAGUCCCCAGUAAGAGGAGACAAGCUGCGAUGAAGGAUGUUUGAAGCUGCGGCUUCAAACGCCAACAGAAACAAAAGUCCCACAGAAGACUUUCCGACGCCCGUGCUCUUCGGGGCGGCCUCAACCUGCGGGCGGAGAUGCUCCCGCGGCCCAAAGUCUUCAUCGUGUUCGUCGCGUGGGCCGCCGCCUGCGGCCUCAUGCUCGUGCUCUGGCAGGACCCAUCCGCCCUGCCCGCUCACCACCAGCACCUGUCGGCGCCCGCGCCCUCGCGCGCGCGCGGCCACAGGAUCCGCACGCACGUCAGCAACCCGCUCUACCUGCAGGUGCGAGGCAGCGACAGGACGGAGAAGUACCCGACCUACAGGAGAGAUGGAGGUGCCGGGACGCGCGCGGCCAAAUACAGAGAGGAGGAAAGAAAUAACGAAGGAGAUCAGAAGGCAGUGGACGAUGCGGAGAAUCAAGAUUUAGCUGAGAGUUACGAUGGAGAAGCGGAAGUCAAGGAAGCGGACGAAGGCGACGGCUUGCCUCCAGAGACCCCGUUAGAAGACGAGGAGGACGAGGACGAGGAC